Messenger RNA from Histoplasma mississippiense, 558 nucleotides. Its product is annotated as 60S ribosomal protein L17. Gene Ontology annotation, biological process: cytoplasmic translation. Lineage: Eukaryota; Fungi; Ascomycota; Eurotiomycetes; Onygenales; Ajellomycetaceae. The transcript is spliced from 4 exons. Gene Ontology annotation, molecular function: structural constituent of ribosome. The record is from RefSeq and is a predicted model, not a curated record. The coding region runs from base 1 to 558 and encodes 185 amino acids. Gene Ontology annotation, cellular component: ribosome; cytosolic large ribosomal subunit.
AUGGUCCGCUACGCAGCCCAAUCGAUCCCCAGCGCGAAGAGCGCACGCUCCCGCGGCUCCUAUCUGCGUGUCAGCUUCAAGAACACCCGCGAGACUGCACAGGCGAUCAACGGAUGGAAACUGCAGCGCGCUGUUGCUUUUCUGGAGAAUGUGAUAGCUCACAAGGAGGCUGUGCCCAUGCGAAGAUAUGCCGGCAGCACUGGCCGUUGUGCGCAGGGAAAGCAAUUCGGUGUCUCCAAGGCGCGUUGGCCCGUCAAGUCUGCUGAAUUCCUCCUCUCCCUCCUCAAGAAUGCCGAGGCCAAUGCCGAUACCAAGGGACUUGACACUGGCAACCUUGUCGUUCAGCACGUCCAGGUCAACCAAGCUCCCAAGCAGCGACGACGCACUUACCGCGCGCACGGUCGUAUUAACCCUUACAUGUCCAGCCCAUGCCACAUCGAGCUCAUCCUCACUGAAGGUAAUGAAGAAGUACAGAAGGCACCUACCGACCUCAGCAAGACUAGACUUUCGUCGAGACAACGGGGCGCUCAGAUUCGACGGGCCAUCACUGCAGCAUAA